CGGCAUCAGAAUCUCAGCGUCGCUUCAGUGAGUUGCCGUGAGGAAGAUUUUAUCAGAUUCAGAAGUAAACCUGGACCAGAUCGUGUACAACACUCAACCAAACUGCAAUAGAUUAAGAAUGUCCAACAAAGCGACGAUAGCAUUCAUGGUUGUGUAUGGGAUCAUAAUGCAUUGCAAUGUCUACUGUUCACCGACCGGAAUGGAUUACCCAGGACUUAGGGACGAAGAUGAGGCAUAUGAUGAAAAGGGAAACUCACUACCCGAUCUGACUUACGAAACUGAUCGAAAUGGCAUCCGAAUUCCUUCAUCGAUGAUUAAUGACCUGAACACGUUAUACUAUAUGCCGGAGAAAAGAACGGAGAGACAUGCUGAUGGGCUAUUUACUCAACGCCUAAGGGGCAUAUACAAAGAUGACUUUAUAAGAAACUUCCUAAACUCACACAUUCCUUCAAAGCGCGACGGUGGCAGCAGUGUUGGGAAGGACACGGAACCCCCGUCAAAGCGACAUUCCGAUGGCAUCUUUACUGACAGCUACAGCCGUUACAGGAAACAGAUGGCUGUCAGAAAUACCUGGCAGCUGUCUUGGGGAAAAGGUAUAAACAAAGGGUUAAAAAUAAAGGACGCCGAGUAUUCUAUUUGUAGCGACGAGUGACUACCCACCCUGUGUAUACAGUCCUAUCCAAGAUUCGGUUCAAACGACUGAAUAAUCAUCGCUCCACUGUUAUUUAAACAUGUAUUUAUG
Molecule: messenger RNA, 742 nt
Organism: Pristis pectinata (smalltooth sawfish)
Lineage: Eukaryota; Metazoa; Chordata; Chondrichthyes; Rhinopristiformes; Pristidae
Product: glucagon family neuropeptides-like
Biological process (GO): positive regulation of protein kinase activity; positive regulation of transcription by RNA polymerase II; regulation of protein localization
Cellular component (GO): perikaryon; extracellular region; neuron projection
Molecular function (GO): pituitary adenylate cyclase activating polypeptide activity; neuropeptide hormone activity; peptide hormone receptor binding
Source: RefSeq, a predicted model, not a curated record